AUGUCUUUCGCUGCUCCGGUUGCCUCAACACUCUUCUCACGCUUCUUCCGCCCCUUCUCUGCCAGCUCGCCAUUCCUUUCCUUGACUCACGAGCCGCAAGCACGCAAGAUGUCCAGCACCACUGAGCAGGCCACCCUCGCAGCGGGCUGCUUUUGGGGCGUUGAGCACCUGUUCCGGAAGCAGUUUGGCAACGGCAACGGCCUUGUGAAUGCGAAGGUGGGCUACAGUGGUGGCCAGACCUCAUCGCCAUCGUACCGCGCCGUGUGCUCCGGCGAUACUGGCCAUGCCGAAGCUCUCCAGAUCUCAUUUGAUCCCUCCGUCGUGUCCUACCGUCAGCUCAUUGAGUUCUUCUACCGCAUGCACGACGCGACGACCUUGAACCGCCAGGGCCCCGAUGUCGGCACUCAGUACCGCAGCGUGAUCUUCACGCAUGGCGAAGAGCAGCAGAAGAUCGCGGAGGACAUUACGGACAAGGUCAGCAAGGAGUGGUUUAAGCAGCCUGUCUCGACUCAGGUUGUGCCCGCUGGCCAGUGGUGGGAUGCCGAGGAGUACCACCAGCUGUACCUGAACAAGAACCCGACUGGAUAUGAGUGCCCUGCUCAGUAUGUGGACCCCAAGUGUCAAUUCCCGUUUCACACCGCGUUCCUUCCAUUAUUUCGUCUUUCGCUGACUGCUCGUGCCUUGCUAGCUUCGUACGGACCUUCCCUCCUCUUUCGGAGUGACUCCGUUCCCAUAUUUGAUGGUACAGCUUGA
Molecule: messenger RNA, 753 nt
Organism: Penicillium canariense
Lineage: Eukaryota; Fungi; Ascomycota; Eurotiomycetes; Eurotiales; Aspergillaceae
Product: peptide-methionine-S-sulfoxide reductase
Exons: 2
Coding region: 1-753 (250 amino acids)
Molecular function (GO): peptide-methionine (S)-S-oxide reductase activity
Source: RefSeq, a predicted model, not a curated record